Rotaria socialis is the source of this 465-nucleotide messenger RNA. The record is from the annotation of a GenBank genome assembly. NCBI's taxonomy places the organism in Eukaryota, Metazoa, Rotifera, Eurotatoria, Philodinida, Philodinidae.
AUGACAACUAGUUCUGCGCCUGAUGGCGAAGAACUUGUACAUACGAAAACCCUUUUUCGACGUUAUUCAAAAGGUCCUGUUAUGUUCAAUGGAUGUUCACCGUCCGGUGAUGUUGUUAUUAUUGAUAAUAUAAGCCAAAGAAAAUCGUAUAAUAUAACUGGAUGGUAUAUUGAACGAGAGACGGAUAGUCAACCAUUACUUCGAUAUAUACUUACAGGACAAUUUAUUAUUCCACCGUUGACAACCAUAGAAUUAUGGUCGAGCACAGCAACACCUCUUCCUGUACCGUCGGAAACUCAAGAACAACAACAGCAAUCGUUUGUUUGCAUUAAAACUAAAUUGCCGACAUGGAACAUCGCUCGACGAUGGAGUGUUACUCGACUUUUUGAUCAUACAGGCCGUGAGAAAGCUAUUUUUUCGCAUAAAACAUUGACACCUAUAGAUGAAGGAAAAAACCCACAAUAA